This is a messenger RNA of Opisthorchis viverrini, 1221 nucleotides long. RefSeq lists its product as hypothetical. The transcript has 8 exons. The annotation marks the transcript as partial. NCBI's taxonomy places the organism in Eukaryota, Metazoa, Platyhelminthes, Trematoda, Opisthorchiida, Opisthorchiidae. The record is from RefSeq and is a predicted model, not a curated record.
AAAACACAGCAAAUCAAGUCGGAGCUUUCGAAGACUCUUCGAAAAGUGUCUGGUAUUGAUGAAGAAAGUGGAACACAGCAUCAUCAACUAGAACACUGUGGCGAGUUUCUACGGAUGAAACCAACGGAGAAAUUUACUGAUUACAGCUUACUGAGUGGUUCCACACACAUGCAGCCGUCUAUUCAAUUUGGUCAAAAUGAUAUCCAGUGUUUGUUGGAGGAGAACGCCUUGUUGGAAGAACGCGUGGAACUGUAUUCGAUAGAGCGAAAGAAGCUACUAAGCGACAAUGCCUAUCUUGACCAACUGGUUGACGAAUUGCAAUUACAGCUGAGGAAUGUUCGAUCCGCGCAAAGACCGGAAAUGUUGGAUGCAGCUACUUCGACAACUGAUGUUGGGCACAAUUCCCUAGAUAAUGAGAAAUGCCGGGGCUGUAUCACACUUUGGAGGCAACUUCAGGACUACGUACGUCUAUACGGAAGGCUGAAAAUCCACUGCGCAAAGCCAACAGCCGACCUGAUCUCCACAGGACCUUUGGGGGAACGCGACAACGAUAGUGAGUGUUUCACGACAGCACACCUUCCUUCAUCUAGCGGAGCACAGGAGCCCUGUGCAGAAGACUGCUCAGAUGGAUCCCCGCGUUGUGGAAAGCGACGAACAAAAAGUGCUUGUCUGUUAACUGGUCCACGUGUUCCAAUGUGCGUGACAAAUGCGUAUUCUGAACUGGAUGAUACUGCGUUUCAAUCGGACCUAAGGGACAAUGCGACACUGCUACCAGCAACUAACGAUGGAUAUGAUCUGAAAGGUGCCUUUGACUCUGUGAAACCGUCAGGCACUUUUGCAAUAGGUGUCUCGCAUAAAUUCUGGACCUUCCAUAAGGCGCUGUACGCUAACUCUCGAGGCCGUGUGGAGGUCUACGGGAAGCUCUCGUCUGAGUUCAGUCAGGCACUCAAUGUCUGUGGAGCAGAGGCGCUGUACGCUAACUCUCGAGGCCGUGUGUGUGUCUACGGGAAGCUCUCGUCUGAGUUCACCGCAUCAAAUGGUGCCAGACAGGGUUGUCCUCUUUCAUCUUUCCUCUUCAACUUCGUCAUUGAAACGAUUAUGAAAGACUCACGAUCAGCCUCUAAUGCUUGUGAGGUCGAAGUGCUCCCUGGGUGUCCGCUCACAAAUAUCGAGUACGUGGACAACAUAGCUGUUGUUGGAUCCGACCCCGUGUUAAUCUAA